Grus americana (Whooping crane) is the source of this 562-nucleotide messenger RNA. RefSeq names its product C-C motif chemokine 4 homolog. Gene Ontology annotation, molecular function: chemokine activity; CCR chemokine receptor binding. The transcript is spliced from 3 exons. Gene Ontology annotation, biological process: G protein-coupled receptor signaling pathway; cellular response to interleukin-1; positive regulation of ERK1 and ERK2 cascade. The record is from RefSeq and is a predicted model, not a curated record. The coding region runs from base 153 to 425 and encodes 90 amino acids. Gene Ontology annotation, cellular component: extracellular region. Lineage: Eukaryota; Metazoa; Chordata; Aves; Gruiformes; Gruidae.
UGGGGGAAAUUCCAUCAUGCCUACGCAAGCCGCGGCACGGACCUCCUCGCCCCAUAAAUUGGGGACUUGCUGACUGUCUCAGCACCAGAGAGAAGAGAGGCUUUCAAGCUCCACUUGCCUGCUUCAGCUCCAGCCACCACUUCUCAGCUGACAUGAAGGUCUCUGUGGCCGCCCUUGCCAUUCUCAUCGCUGUCUUCUGCUACCAGACCUCCGCUGCGCCAAUUGGCUCCGACCCACCGACCUCCUGCUGCUUCUCCUACACCUCCCGACAGCUGCCCCGCAACUUCGUGGUGGAGUACUAUGAGACCAACAGCCAGUGCCCUCAGCCAGCCGUCGUGUUCGUCACCAAGAAGGGUCGCCAAGUCUGCGCCAACCCCGAGCAGGACUGGGUCCAGCAGUACGUGAACGACCUGGAGCUGAACUGAGGUCCCGGGACAGACCCUGCUGCCCUGCAUGCCCCGGCUGCCAGGAUGAGCGAGCCACGGCCAGCUGUGGGAUCCAUUGGAAAUGCUUCAAUGUCGCUUAAAGCUAGUUAGGAAAGUGAAAAUGUUCCAGAAUCUGA